Molecule: messenger RNA, 7059 nt
Organism: Podarcis lilfordi (Lilford's wall lizard)
Lineage: Eukaryota; Metazoa; Chordata; Lepidosauria; Squamata; Lacertidae
Source: the annotation of a GenBank genome assembly
GGCUUUUGCGUACGUGAGGGGGUGUGUGAGCGUUACGUGCGUGACCGCGACUCACGUCUUCCUCUGCGCUUGGCGGCCUCGCGGGGAAGAGGAUGGGGGACGAGGAGAACGGGAAGAAGCCGCGAGUGCUGCAGAUGGUGAGACCGAAGCGCGUGGCGGGGAGGGGGGGGGGGCGACCGGGCAGGCUAAGGCUGCCCCUCCACAGGGGGUGCGACAGGCUGACAUCCAACAGGUGAAGCUUUCCUCUGUCCGGGGCUGUGGACGGGGAAGGUGGCCAUCCGAACCGGGUUGUUUUUAUUCGGCGAGAACCACCGCGGACAACAGAUAUUUAUUUGUUUUAUUUACUUCAUAAAAUUUCUAGGCCUCUUGAUGGUAAAUGGGGAGUGGGGGAAACCUCAAAAGCGGUUUACAAAGAGAUUGAAACAACUAAAACCGACCUUGCUUUAAAACAUAAAAAAGUAAAAAUGCUAAAACAGAUUAAUAUUAACUCGGCUUACAGAUCCCCUGGGAAGAAGGGAAAGGCACCUGCUCAGCCCGUGCAGAGUUGAAAAACACCACAGUGUUGUUAUUACUACUAUUGCAUUUAUACUAGCUUUAUUAUUGUAACAGACUAACACGUUAUCCCCACAGCAUGGCCAGCUGAAAAACACCAUUAUUAUUAUUAUUAUCAUUAGCAGUAGUAGCAGCAGCAAUGCCGCCAUUAUUUACUUUUAUAUUCCUCAUAUGUGACCCAGUGUGGCCUGCCUAGUUCUUCUCUCCUGCCUGCUUUUAUCCUCUCAGCAACCCUGUGGAGUAGGUCAGGUGGAUGGUCUGACACAGGAGCCCUCUUGGCUGAAACGUGGUGUUUUAAAAAAUGUUUUUUUAAACUAUUGCUUGGCCAAAAUCCAUCCACAACUGGCAAGAGGAAAAAGUGCCCUCCUUAACCAGAUAAUUGUCUCGCUUUUCGCACAUGGAGACAUACUGCAAGCGUGAAAUCAGUAUAUCACCAAUACCAUUUUGGUGGAAAGGUGGUAUUAAAAGAAAUGAUGGGAGGGCCAUAGCUGAGUGGUAAAGCACAUGCUUUGCAUGCAGAAGGUCCCAUGUUCAAUUCCUGGCAUCUCCAAGUAGAACUGGGAGAGCCUCACCUGAAGGAGUCUGGAAAGCUCCUACCAAUCAGUGUAAAGUAGACAGUACAGUGGUACCUCGGGUUACAGACGCUUCAGGUUACAGACUCCGCUAACCCAGAAAUAGUACCUCGGGUUAAGAACUUUGCUUCAGGAUGAGAACAGAAAUCAUGCUUCGGCGGCGCGGCGGCAGCAGCAGGCCCCAUUAGCUAAAGUGCUGCUUCAGGUUAAGAACGGUUUCAGGUUAAGAAUGGACCUCUGGAACGAAUUAAGUACUUAACCCGAGGUACUACUGUACUGUGCUAGAUGGACCAAUGGUCUGACUUGGUAUAUAGCCACGUCUUACGUUGUCCUUCAGGGACCUUAUUUUCUUUAUCUUCACUACUUCUCUUUUAGGUACGGGCAGAUGGGACAGAUAAGAACUGUUUUACAUUUGUGCUCCACAAUGAGGACCACACCCUUGGCAACUCCCUUCGAUACAUGAUCAUGAAAAAGUAAGUAAGAGUCCUAUUGCCUUCGUGAUGGGGUGCCGAAGGUGAGGCCAACACAUAGGCUGCCUGGGCUAGCCAUUGAUUGCCUUAUGAGGAGCACCUAUGUGUGUUCAGAUGUAUCUGGGACUGCUAAAGGAGUCAGCUAAGUCAGUGGCAAGUUAAUUUUGUCCAUUCUGAACCUGUGGGAUCUGGCUGAUUCAGAAAAUUUUAGUUCAAUUCGGUAUACAAUUAGAUGGGACAUAGGAAAUUUGAGAUUAGGAACUGGAGCUAAGCAGAAUGACCCUUCCCUAGUCAUGGGCGUAUUCACUAUGAAAUGUGGGGGUGGGAGGGUGGGGGGUUAUAAUUCCAGCUAUUUAUGAGGAAGAAACAAAAACUCACUGUAGCUCUUCAAAUCUCUGCUAAGUUCCCCACUGCCUUUUUGGUUUCCCAGAAUGUCCUGGGAUGUAUGUGAUUUUGUGUAUGUGUGUAAGGGUAAGGUAACUACUGCAAAAAAGAAUGUAUUUUUCUUAACCUGAAAUGCCCCUAAGAGCAGCAAUAUUAACACUGUGGCUGUUGGAUUGUGAAGAGUUGUGGUGAGUUUCCUGCCCCUGAAAGCCACACAUGCCCAACCAAUCAACAUUUGCAAGAGACAUGGCCCUUUGCCAAAUCGCCUUGGGUUCAAGUGCACUACUAGUUUACUUUAAGACUGCCUUUAUCUUCACUUACUUCCAAUAAGCACACAUUGCUGAUAGUGUUCUUUUUUGGUUGUAUUUGGACAUUGUGAUCGACUAUGAUUUAUUGUGAGGGGAAUGAACCUAGGCUCCCUCUUAGCACUCCCCCUCCCUUUUCAUCCAGAAGCAGAAGAUUGUUGCUUCUGUUUUUGAUUAACUAGAAUUUGUCAUGUUGUUGAAAUGUGACAGUCUUGGUUAACCUUAACUCUGUUUUGUCUGAAGCAAGCCAAAUUCAUACUGGGGUUUAUGAAGUUGACAUGCUUCAACAAAUUGUAAUUAAAUCAAGUUCUGCAUAGGGUUCAGAUUGAUAUAAGAAUUGGAGACCCCAGGUGUAUAUUAUUUUAAUAAUGUUUCACUUUAAUUGUAUUUAACCUUUUAGAAUGUAUUAGGCUUGAUUUUUGUGUGUUCUGCAUUUGUGAGUCUGCCCUCUCCUAUGCAGCAUUCCAUUUCCUUACCUACCUCUGAAAGUGGUACAAAUGGCAUGAUGUUUUAGCAUCAGCAUGUAAAUCUGCUAUCCUUGAAGCUAUCUGAGACCCAGGAAGAGGAUGGUCUUCCCUCACUGAAGGCUAGAUUGCCAGAGUAAUGUCAGACAGCCAAGACCUAAAAUGGUCAAAUGUUCUGGGCACAGUGGGGCCACUCCAAGGUGAUGCGGGGGUGAAGAUACCAGUAUGGAGUCAUGUCUUCUUUACUUCUCAUGAUCUGUAACCUUUCUUGAUGCAUAUGAAGAUGUUUAUAAUGUUUGCUGUGUUUGAACUACUCUAUGAGCUUUUGCUCUGAAUGCUUCAGGGCAGACCUUCUCAAUUACCACGUUGAGUUGAGUGAGCUCUUUCCCAUUGUAAUAGCUAUAAUAAAUGCUGGAUCCUUAAAUUUGGAUGCUGGACUUUGAAAUAGUUUCCUUGGUUCUGUGGUUUAUUCAAAAGGUGGUUGUUCCUCAGCUGGGUAAUGAACAAGGUAGUGUAGAGGUGAAUUCUUAACACAAGUUUUAAUACUACACUGUGGUUAAUUGAAAUGACAAGCCACAACCAAGUCAGAGGAAGCAUGCAAGCCUGGGGGGUAGGGUAGACUUUGUUCCCAUCACUAUAAACCACAGCUUAUUGUGAUAUCCAAGCACAACUACUCUCUAUCAUGAGUAACAACCUCUUCAUUUCUCCAUAGCCCUGAAGUGGAGUUCUGUGGAUAUAGCAUCACCCAUCCUUCUGAAAGAAAAAUAAACCUCCGCAUUCAGACCAAAGGUGAAGUGUGCAGGCCUGCUUCUUGGAGGUCUAUUUUGCUAAAGGGCAGCUGUUCUUUGUGAUUCAUAGACAAUAUACAAACUUUUGGGUGAAAACUACAUAUUUUACUCACGCAUAGUAAGAAUCAACAUACAGUACACGUAGCCUACCUGAUUCUGAGCAGAACUAGCCUGCAAAUUGCAUAUUAAAGCACAAAUGGUCCCUUACAGCUGCAGUACAGCAUCUCUAUCAGCUCUGCGUCUUUCCUUACAGUACCUGAUCAAGGUGCCACAAUCUGAGCUAGGUGGAGAUGUCCUUCCCUUCCUUACAUUGUCUAGCUCCCUCUUACAUAGUGUUGCACUAUUUUGACAAGGCUGGUGUAUUCCUCACAUCUACCUGGGCUAUAUGUCAUUAGCUGCAUCAUUCCAUGUGCAUCUUUGGCAAACAGGGAGGCCUACUGUCGUGAGCUCUGUUGCCUUUGGGAAGCUUGCCAGUUAACUGUUCUUUAUAAUAAUGCCGUAUUGUUUUUAACACUUGAUUGGAAGCCGCCCAGAGUGGCUGCGGAAACUCAGCCAGAUGGGCGGGGUAUACAUAAUAAAUUAUUAUUAUAUCCCACCAGGCUUGGGCAAUCCUGCAGAAUUUAGUUGUGGGUUUUAUGAGAAGUGGUGCUUGCACAUAGCACAACUUAGUGAAUAAGAGGCUGAGUUAGAAAUGCUGUUCCGAAUAUUGUCCCUGCUUUAUGCAGUCACUCUCACUCUCUGCACCGUCCUAUUCCCAGCUUCAACAUAAGGGAUAAUAUUACUAUCUUGUGUAACAGAAACCAGUGGUCUUCUGGUUGUUGGACCACAAUUCUCAUAAUCACUGACCAUUGGCUAUGUUAUGUUGUGCUCAGUGUUUGAAACCAGGAAAGAAAAGCAAGGCCCUACGUAGUGCCUGGAACCUGAAACACAGUUUCUGGUCGCAUUUGUGCUGCAGUGCUCGGCAGAUCCUCUGGCUCAUGCAGCACCCAAAGAGGCACAUCUAGGGCUGCUCCUGGCAGCAGCAGGGAACAGUGGGGUGCUUGGCUUCAAAUGCGGAGCUGCUUGUUCUGCUGCUUCAACUUCUUAAACAGCUCCUGCAGCUUUGGCACUUCAGUGGCAGUAUGGGUGCAAAACCACCCCGCAACUCUCUUGCUUCCCAAGGCAGCAGCAGGAGCGAUCCUGCUUCCACGAACAUCUCCUAUUCUCCCUCCCUCUGUCAGGCGAAGCCUCCCGUUCUUCCCGUUCUCCAACACGGCUGCUGCCUUGUGAAGUGAGAGGGUUGUUCGGGUUUGCAGGGUUGUUUGGAGCUACAAGCAGCUCCGCAAUUGCAGCAUUGAUGGGGCUCCAGGCAACAGCACCUCUGCAGCAUCCACAGCGGCACAGGGUCUGGCAGGGCUUUCUGAAGCCCCACAGCUCUCCCCACUCCACCCCCGGGCAGGCAGGUUACGGCUCUUCGAAUUCCCACUUCAGCAGUCUCUUUAACAUAGGGCUGGUGGAGAGGGACUUCUUCUCCAGCGCCCUCAGAGGCAAUUUAAAUUGAAAUCUUAGGCACAGUGUACUGCGACAAGAGUUCAGGAAAUGCUUGCAAUAAUAAAAUUCUCUAUCAGAGAAUGCGUCCAUUACUACUGGAGUUUCAAACACUGCUUGUGCUUCAAAGUACAUUUCCCUCCAGGGUGCUAUUCAGAUGUUUUUAUUAUUGUUGUUGUUGUUGCUGUUAAUGAAUGACAUAUGGGAGGAGGAGACUAAUGUCUCGCAGCAAAUUAAACUGAUCUGUAGAAAGCACAGCUUGAAAAAAUGGGCAAUGCACUUUUUUUGUAAACUAAGAAAUCUUUAAUAAAAAUAUACAGUCAUACCUCGGGUUGAAGUAGCUUCAGGAUAAGUAUUUUCGGGUUGCGCGCUGCAGCAACCCGGAAGUAACGGAGCGCGUUACCUCUGGGUUUCGCCGCAUGCGCAGGCGGUCAAAAUGACAUCACGCGCAGAAGCGGCGAAUUGCAACCCGCGGAUGUGGGUUGCGUUCGCUUCUGGAUGUGAACGGGGCUCUGGAACGGAUCCUGUUCACAUCCAGAGGUACCACUUUAUAGGAGGCAAUUAUUAUGGUCUUUUGCCUACAGGCAGUUCUGUUUCACAAGUUCAUGUCUCACCUGAAAAUGGAGGAACCUAUUAAUGCAGAGGAAGGAUCUGGACCCUCUUUAAGUCUUGCCUGACUCUGAAUGCUUCCCUUUCUUCAUAGCAGGCCUACCGGCUGUCGAUGUGUUCCAGAAGGGGCUGGAGGAUCUCAGGGGUGUCUGCCAGCAUGUACUCAGCAAAUUUGAGGUGGGUCUUGUCCUUUCCAACCCUCUUGAAAUGUAUUUAUUUUAGUUUAAGGAUUGAGGUCCUUCUGCCAGAAACAGAGCACCAUUUUGCUAUUCUAUACCACAGCUGCAGUCCUUGGCUGCAUCAUCAUUUCUGUUCUGAGCAGGGCAGGAACCAAUUAUCAGUUGUUUUUCUAGGUCACCCAAGAGUACUCAGCAAGGUGCAACAUGUUAUCAAAAGCAACUAAGAACUUGUAAUAUACAUUAUAGAGUAGGACCUGUUACAGUGUGAAGUGCAUGGGUGCAGGAUUCAGUUACAUUUUCUCUCCAUCCCUCCCAAUCCUCCAUUCUAUUGACACUGAGCAUGUUUGGUACUCAAUGGUUUUUGAACCUCUCCCCUUUGUUUUUCUCCUCUUCUGAACUUGGAACAUAUUUCAGGGUUCCCCCCAAUGCUGCUAUUACCAUCCUCUUGUCCAUGGGUGGUGCCAUUUGACUACAUAAGCAAUGACAGUCACAGCUUGAAUAUCAGAAUUAGAAGGAUGGAUGAAGAGGCACACAGCCUGAGCCAAAAAGUUCUAUUUACCUAUUACAGCUAACAGAGGGGACUGUAACAGAAUGUUGUGGUGCAGCUUCUUUGGUCCAUCCACCCCCUAGCAGCUGCAUCUCAAAUGUGGACCACAAAUCCCUUAACCACGGCCUUUGUUUGCUCCCCCUUGCAGGCAAGUGUGGAAGAGUACAAUGCCCAGAAGGAUGUGACUAUGGAGGAAGUGUAGUCUUGAGUUCCAAUCUGUUGUUCAGACCUGGCCACAGAACUUAGUGUGCUUUGGUUGUUCUGAUGAAUGGCCUUUGCAGAGUGUGGGACGGGGAGUGUGACCUUGCUCCGGCUUUUUGUUAGCUCAUUGGCAUUUGAUGCUGUUAACCAUGGUAUCCUCCUGGACAGGCUCCAGCAAAUGUGAUUUGGGGGCAGCGGUUCCAACCCUAUCUUCAGGACUGAGUCUGACAUUGGGAGGGUGCCUUUUGAACUGGAAGCUGCAGUUAUUGCAGAAUGCUGCAGCAUCAUAAUCAAGCGGUCUAUAAAUUUCAUUAAAUAAGUAAAUAAUGGCACCACUGUGACUUAAAUUGGAUUGUCUUGUUGUGGGGAGGGGGUGGGGUUGAGAAAGAAAGGGUCUUGUUUUUUAUGGAGUAAAGUUUCCCCCCUAAUAAACCUUGGAUGAUGGAAUCCAUUCCAACUUA